UUGUCGGUGUCAACGAUUUGAAAAUUAUAUAAAAUGAGACUUUGGUUACAUGUAGCACUGCUUUGCAUAUAUUUAACGAAAUAUGCAAUUGAAACAGCUAGUAUUGUUAGAGAUGCUUCAACCGAAGACAGCCAAAGAGUCAGACGAUCUGAAGUAAAAGAUCCUCCUAUUCAUGUUGAUCCAAAACAGCCUACCAAUCCACCAGCUUUGUUGCGUAAAAUUCGAUCUGGCGGUGAUGAUUCUCCUCAAGCUUAUCCUCCUAAGUAUGAAGAACUACCAGCUUUGACGCGCGAAAAGCGAUCUGACGGUGAUGAUUCUCCUCAUGUUGAUCCUAUAAAGUCCGAAGACCCUCCAGCUUUGUUCCGUGAAAAGCGAUCUAGUGGUGGUGAUUCUUCCGUACACAUUGAUCCUUUUAAGUCUGAAAGCCUACCAGAUUUGGGUAAAAAGGGUUAAUUCAAAGAACAAUUAUUCUUUAUUUUUUAUAUGAAAA
Molecule: messenger RNA, 490 nt
Organism: Mytilus californianus (California mussel)
Lineage: Eukaryota; Metazoa; Mollusca; Bivalvia; Mytilida; Mytilidae
Exons: 2
Coding region: 34-453 (139 amino acids)
Source: RefSeq, a predicted model, not a curated record